AUGGACUUUUGGUCUCGUCUCAUCGGCGGCUCACGCGCGCUGUCCAAGACCUCGCGGGCAACCUCACCAACUGAACGCCUGACGGCAUUCAAGCGCGCCUGCAAUGCUCUUCAACAAAUCUGGCGCUCAAACAAUACCCCCUCCGGCGAACAGCCAAUCGCCCAUGCGCGUACCUACAUUGAACGGCUCAACUCGAUCUUGAGCGAUGAAUCCCGAGGACCAGCUCCUCAUCCAUGUGUGGCUUAUGCCGCCUCUUCCCAGAUAUUUGUGACGGUCACGAAGCUCGCCUUGUCAUACUACGAUGAUCAAUUGCUCCGUUCGGCUACGACAUUCUUCAACACCCUUAUCGAUGCGGAGGUGGAUGGUGUGGUCGACAAUCGGCUCUUUGCUCGCGCAAUGGUGGAUCUGGUCCGGCGAGCUGACAAGGCAUCAGUUGAGAUUGAAGGGAGACUGGUAGAACUGCUGUUUGGUAUCUCCAACAAUAUUCGUCUACAACCCGCUAUUCUUCCCGCAUGGUUUGUGCCCCGGGCAACCCCCGUCGUUCAGGAUGGCGAGUCGUCAGGACCGAGUGGGGCGGAGUUUGCGGGUGCGACGCGCAAAGACGAAUUCCCACUGUUCUAUUUGCUCGUUGAUUACGUUCACAAUGAGGGCCGCGCGGGAGAUUUUGCGCGUACGGGGCUUCUAUACUUGAUUGAGACCGCGUCACGCUCGAAGAACUUGGAAAAAUGGUUAAUCGAAAGUGACCUGGCAACGCUGAUGGCUACCGGACUGGGUGCAUUAUACAGUCAAUUGGGCAGUCUAUGCUUCCCAUCACCUGAUGAUGAUGCCCCCCGAAUUAUUGCGCUUUCCGAUCAUGCACAUGAAGUCACAGCUCUUCAACCCGCUCUGGGCGAAGCUAUGGACGCUUUCAUGUCAUACUUGCUCUUUUGGCAGGAUACAAUCGACCAUUGCAAGUCCGCAGAGGUCAAUGACACUCUCCUGGAUCAUUUCCAGGUCCUAUUUCUUGAACAACUCUUAUACCCUUCUCUAUUAGAAUCGUCUGAUGUGGCCGGCGGUUCAACUGCAGCCGUGUUGACCUACAUGUGCCGCAUUCUUGACUCGAUAGACCAAGGUGAAUUGGUGCACCGCAUUCUGCAUUUCUUAUUGGCUUCAUCGCCACCACCCGAAGAACAACUGGAUAUGUCUGCAAGCAGACGCAAAUCUCUCAAUGUGCUGGCCGCGUUAGCUUCAGAGGCAGCUCAGCCUUCCCCUUCCCUAUUCAACCUCCGUGACCUCGCGCUUCUUGGACUUCAGUCCACAAACCGACAGACUGUUCUGGCCACAUUACGUCUAUUGAAUGUAGUCCUCCAGCGUCAUCAUCCGUUUGCUCGAGCACUUAUUCAUACGGUGCCCUAUCAACCGGCUCAGCAGCGAUCUGUCGGUGCAUUUAAUGCGGAGCUUGAACAGCUUCUUGGUCUUGGGACAUCCCUUAUUGAUGAACCGUCCUUGAACGAAUCAUAUGAUAACUACGUUGCAGAUGCGACAUGGGUACUUGAGUCACGCCUCUGCCUCCCUGUGUCAGUCGAGGACGCCGAGGAUGAUAUCCCAUUGCCCAUGCAGCUCCAGCAAGAUGAUCCAAUUGUACAAGGUCUGCUGAGCUGCGCUGAUUCGUUUUUCACCAACAGUGUCAUAGUCAACCUAGCGCUCACCGGGGUGCUUAUAAGUCUGGCAUCCUCUCAUCUAUUUUCCCUAGAUGGCUGGGUGUUGGUUGACCCGGCCCAAUAUGAUUCUCCCUCCAAGACUCCUUCCAAUGACCUUGACCACAUUCGUCAGGCUUACCAAGCACCCACAUGGCCUGAAACGGCUGCCCCAACUCUGACUUCUGCGCUUCGACGGCUAGUAGACCAAGUCCGCCAAUGGCAGCAAGAUCUGCCUGACUUUGAUGUCCUGAUAGCUGCUCGUCGUGAACUACUUCACCGGGAGCAGGAUUCUCAGAUGCCGGCUUCCUCGGAGCCUGAGACCUCGGGCCUGACUACAGACCGCUCGCGCCCCUCAUACCCCGGAUCGCCCGAACCGUCACAGAUCUCGCGGGGCCGAUCACCAGAUACGAAGCCUAGCGCGGCGCGAGAUGAAUCGUCCGUGCGUCCGAUUGACUCUCGCGGGUCAUCGGAUUCUCGCGCUACUACGGCAGAGCUUCUUCGCCAGCGGUUGGCCAUGCCAUUCCCUCCCCUACCCGAAGCGGUACCAGCGGAUCCCGGUGCCACGCCAGAUGAAGAUCAUGAAACGCAGCCUCUGGUUACACUGGGUCACGUUCUUACUAACAUAGUCAUCCUUUAUGAAUUCUUGCUAGAACUUUCUGCCGUGGUGCAGGCUCGAGGAAGUCUUUUUGAAGAAGCAGGAUAUCCUUAG
Penicillium odoratum is the source of this 2388-nucleotide messenger RNA. RefSeq lists its product as uncharacterized. The coding region runs from base 1 to 2388 and encodes 795 amino acids. The record is from RefSeq and is a predicted model, not a curated record. The transcript is spliced from 5 exons. NCBI's taxonomy places the organism in Eukaryota, Fungi, Ascomycota, Eurotiomycetes, Eurotiales, Aspergillaceae.